UCUCGAGAAAAAACAAGUGACACUAACCACUUCCACUCCCACGGCGGAAUCUUCACCGCAACAAACUCUCCGGCGAUCGUUCUCCACCGUCAAUCUUCCUUGCCACACCGGAAAUUUCAUUCUCUGCAUGUUUUCGUCUCAUCGAUUACGAUAAAUUUCUCUCAGAAUCGCAUAGGUUUAAGAAGAAACGUUGAUACGUUCAUGGAGAAGAGCGAAACGACGCUGGAUUUAGCUAAUCGGAAAUUUGCGCGGCAAUUGGAUUUCGCCGCCGCAUGUGGAGGUCCGUCGUACCUGACAUUGUCGCCACCGACGCCGCAGUCACUGUCAAAAACCAUUCCACGACCUCCGACACCGUCGUAUUUGCCACCUCCGGCGCAAAUGCAUUUGGAUUUUCAGUCACCAGUGAGACGGCCGUGGAAACAAUCACCACCACAGUGGCAGCAGCAGAGAACGUCACAGUCUCCGCCGGUGAUGCCGCAUUUUCAAUCACCGCGGCCGCAGUUAGUUUCGCCGGUUCAUCGAUUACCAUACUCCACACCAAAGCUUCCGGUGAAGAGGUUUCAAGCGCUAAACGAGUCUCCUAGCCCUAGAUCACAGUCUCAAAAUAAAGCAGGGUUAAAGGACAACACUCUAAAGAAGCAAAAACGAUGUAACUGCAAAAAUUCCAAAUGCCUUAAACUGUACUGUGAGUGCUAUGCAGCUGGGAUCUAUUGUGAUGGUUGCAACUGUCAAAAUUGUCAUAAUAAUCUGAACAAUGAGGCUGCCCGAAAGGAGGCAAUUGGAAUGACACUGGAAAAAAAUCCAAAUGCUUUCAGACCAAAAAUUGCAAGCAGUCCGCAAAAACCAGAAGUUUCUAUGGAGGAAGUGUCUGAAAUUCAAUUGAUAGGAAGGCACAAUAAAGGAUGUCACUGCAAGAAAGGUUGCCUAAAGAAGUAUUGUGAGUGUUUCCAUGCCAACGUCCUCUGCUCUGAAAAUUGUAAAUGCAUUGACUGCAAGAAUUUUGAAGGAAGUGACGUAUGGAGAAUAGUUUUACAAGAAGAGUGUAGUCUAGUUCAAAUCAGACAAGCAACUAAUGCUGCCAUUAACGGAGCAGUUGGAUUUGGACCCUCCAUCUCUGGAACCCAUAUAACACCCAAGAAGAGAAAAAUCCAGGAAAGUUUUUCUGGCAAAUCACUCACAGAUCAACCUGUUAGCAUGACUGCUCAACACCAACGGGAACUUGAUCCUAUAGCUUCAUCUCCCUUAUCCCUGUCAGCUUCCUUUGUUUCCGACACUGCCUAUAAAAGAAUUUCAAGACCUAAAUUCAGGUCUGUGCUGGCUGAUGUCCUCCAGACACAGAAUGUGAAAAAUCUUUGUUCACUUUUAGUUGUUCUCUCCAAAGAAGCUGCAAAGACAAAUGCAGAAAUGAGAGGGAAAGCUGCUAGGAAAAUAAAGACCGAGAAAUAUGAAGCUUCUAUUGCUUCAUCAUCUCAAUUGCUGCAAGACAGUAGAAAUGUUGUCAGGGCUUCGGAGAAUCAUGCAAAUAAAGAUGUAGCAGAUGCAGUAGAUAUUGACAUUCAUAAUAGGCCACUGUCACCAGAAACACUUAAAUUGAUGUGUGAUGAACUGGAUGAGAUGUUUUUCGGUAAUGGUUCUGCAAAUGGAGUUGCAAUUGACAAUGCUUAUCAGAACAUGAUUCAAAAGUCUUCCAACUCUGAUGGAUACACUGCUGUUUAUGCAGAGCAGGAAAGGCUUAUCCUGACCAAGUUCAGGGAUGUUCUUGGAGAACUGAUUAUUCUUGGUAGCAUUAAAGAAACAAUGCACUCUUCAUCAGUGAAGAAAGAUGUUAGUAUCGAGAAAACACCUAAAAACAAUGGUGAUAGUGGUGCUGAAACUAAGGGGAUUCUUCUCAACAACUGCACUGCCAAUUGCUCAAUCCCAGUGGCUACCUAUGCAAGAACUAAUGGACAUGAUACUACUGAUCUUUCAUUGAGGUUGCCUGCCGAUUGAACAACCGGAAGUGGUAAUCUGAUGUAUCGUGAAAGACUUCCUUUUUCUUUUAACAGGACUGAAUUUGAAUUGUGAAGGACUUCCUAGUGACCUUACGUGUAUAUUGGAGUUAAGAAAAGGUUACCAGUUUUGUUGUGCAGCCCGUAAGUGAUGCUGCUCAUGUGCAUAUAGUUAGAUUGGUCCCAAUCUCUUUCAAAUAUUUUGUCUGGAAUAACUAUCAACUUGACUCAACCGCAUGUAACUGGAACCUCUUUAGUGACGUUGAUAACCAAGUCUUGGCAUGGACACAGAUAACUUUUGUGUUUACUUUCAACUUUUCAAGGAUAUUGAUAACACUAUGUAAUGUCCACGGAAAAAACCAUUUUUGAUCUCAGAAACUUAUCUCCGAAAUAUAGCCGCUAUAAGGCACAAGUACUCAUUCAUAUCAUUUCAUGUCGGAAUUCAACAUCAGGGUGACAGAUCUCACUAAUAAAACUCACUUGUGUAUUUUCAAGUUGAGGGAAUCUAUACGAGUUAAAAUAUUAAAUGGUGAUUGGUGGGGUCUCACAAGUUUUCACUA
Molecule: messenger RNA, 2548 nt
Organism: Medicago truncatula (barrel medic)
Lineage: Eukaryota; Viridiplantae; Streptophyta; Magnoliopsida; Fabales; Fabaceae
Product: protein tesmin/TSO1-like CXC 5
Exons: 9
Coding region: 202-1989 (595 amino acids)
Biological process (GO): regulation of DNA-templated transcription
Cellular component (GO): nucleus
Source: RefSeq, a predicted model, not a curated record